Aspergillus alliaceus is the source of this 1652-nucleotide messenger RNA. RefSeq names its product cytochrome P450. The record is from RefSeq and is a predicted model, not a curated record. Lineage: Eukaryota; Fungi; Ascomycota; Eurotiomycetes; Eurotiales; Aspergillaceae. The coding region runs from base 1 to 1641 and encodes 546 amino acids. Gene Ontology annotation, molecular function: heme binding; monooxygenase activity; iron ion binding. The transcript has 4 exons.
AUGGACUCGCGGCUGGCCUUCGUCAGUCUCUCACUCCUCGAAGGUUUCCUGCUACAGCGUACUAUCCUCAUAGAUCUCACCUUCCGCACGGUCACUUUGGGCUCGGUAGGAGUCAAUCUGGCGCUCGUAGCCAUCUGGAGCAUCUUGAUCUAUCCGUAUUUUGUCACACCAUUGCGCCAUCUACCAACAGUUUCGGGCAACCUCAACAAUGCCCGGAUCAUCUUCGACGAUCCUCGCGGUCGCUUGCCGCUGGAGUGGAUGAAGACCAUCCCUAAUGAAGGCCUCAUCCAUUUCCGCGAUAUUCUCAACCGAAGCUACCUACUGGCUACCAACCACCAGGCCUUGCUCGACAUCAUGAGCACCAAUACCUAUGACUUUGAAAAACCAUGGCGGGCACGCGACUUUCUCGCCCGGAUCAUAGGGUUUGGAUUAAUUCUAUCGGAGGGCAGUGCACACAAGAAACAGCGCCGGGCUCUGACCCCAUCUUUCAAUGUCAAAAACAUCAGAGCUUUGUAUUCAUUGAUGUGGGAGAAGACCGGGCUCUUGAUGAGCGAGCUGGAGAAAGAAAUGACCCAAAAUCCGAUGGAUGCUACGAAUCCAGUAAGCGGAGAGGGGAAGGUUGAGAUGAGCGUCUGGGCAAGUCGCCUCACCCUCGAUAUCAUCGGACCAGCCGCUAUGGGUCGCGACUUCCGCUCCCUGCACAACCCUGAGAACAAAGUGGCCGACAGCUUUUUGGCUAUCCUAGAACCAACUAAAGAAAAGAUGGCCUUCUUGGCCUUUAACUUCGCUCUACCACAAUGGUUCGCACGUCGCAUCCCCUGGCGUCUGAACAAGGUAGUUGACAAUGAGACUGGGUACCUGCGUGAUCUCUGCAGAGAUAUCGUCCAUGAGAAGCGGACGUCCAUCAGGGAAACCAAGGCAACGGCCAAGGAGCUUGAGGCCGACAUUCUUGGUACCAUGAUGCUGGGCGGCGACUUUACGGACGAUGAGUUGAUUGACCAAAUGUUGACUUUCUUAGCCGCCGGUCACGAAACAACUGCAAGCGCUUUCACCUGGGCCUGUUACCUUCUCACCCUCCACCCCGAUAUCCAGGAACGUCUCCGUGCAGAGAUUCGUGAGUGUAUCCCUUCUGGGAGCCACCCCAUCAUAUGGAGCGACCUCGAGACUCUCCCCCUUCUCAAUGGUGUGUGUCAGGAAGUCCUCCGUCUGUACCCCACAGUCCCUAUCACCUUACGUGAAGCCGUUCGUGACAGCGUGGUGGCCGGCAAACAUAUCCCCAAAGGGACUCGGAUCCUUCUGUGCCCAUACGCCAUCAACCGCAGCCCAGAGUUCUGGGGUAAAGAUGGUGAAGAAUUCAAGCCGGAACGAUGGAUUGACACAGACAAGAAUGGCCACCCUGUUGUCAACAACAACGGCGGCGCAUCUACCAACUUCGCCCAGAUCACUUUUCUUCACGGGCAGCGUUCAUGCAUCGGAAAGGAUUUUGCCCGGGCCGAGUUACGCUGUGCUGUCGCUGGGGUCGUUGGCCGCUUUCGCUUUGAGAUGCAGGACCCCAAGCAGAAGAUCCAUAUCGCGGGUGCCGUGACAACUAAACCGGUGGAGGGGAUGCAUCUAAGGAUGCGUAGGGUGGAUGACUGGUAAUUGGCUUUUCG